AUGGCCGUAUGGGGAAGAACGGGAACAAUCCGCGACUGCCCACCCUUAGAUUCUCCCGCAGGUGCUGGGCUGGCGAAGGAGGGCAUCACCGAGCGCGAGUGGGCAGCUCUUCUUAAGGUUGGCGAGGUGAUCUCUCUCAAAGGAAGCGAGCUGCUCAUAUCACAGGGAGACACCUACGAUGAGCCAGGGGACCGCCAGCUCUAUCUACUUUCUGACGGGGAAUGCCGGAUCGAAGUCAAGGGCAAACCGGUGGCAUCCAUUGCACCAGGCGACUUCGUCGGGGAAGCAUCGUUUACCUCCGGGAGGGUGCAGCCACGUACCGCCACCGUGCGCGCGAAAAGCGACGAGAUCCGUGUGAUGGCGUGGACGUGGAGAGACCUGCAAGCCUUCAUGGACAACCCGAAAAACUUGCGCACCAAGGCUGCGCUGCAGGCUAUCUGGAUGGAGGGACUUGCGGGAAAACUCAACGACGUCAUGUCUGCGCUCGGCGGGCAGUCGGUGGUGGAGCUCGCGGAAGAAGACAAGACUCGGGCCGGCGACUACGGGUACCGAUACCUGGAGGACACGCGGGAGGUGGAAAGCAUUGUGCCGAUCAGCGCGAGCACCUUGGCGUGGUGGACGUUCACGAGAGAAUACCGGGCCCUUCGAAGAACUUUCCGUUUCGGAGAGUUCAAGGACACCGGCAUCGCUGGACCGUUCUCGAUCAUCGAUAGGUUUCUCGAGACGUCUGUAUUCCCGGUGCUCCGGCCGUCGCGAGUGGACCUCCCACAGGAUCCCGAGGUGGUGGACCUGCAGAACCGCCUGAACGAGCUCAAGCUGAGCAACAAGGCCAUCGAGGACAGGGAGACGGCCAGGAUAGCGGCAACCAAGGCCUUCCUCGAGGAUGAAUCCCGCAAGGGGUUGAGGGCCGCGGGGUACAUCCUGCGGUCGCAGACCCCUUGGUAUGUGAUGGCGCCCUACAAGGCCCUCUGCUGGUUCUUGGACGUGGUCUUCGAGGAUCGACCAAUCCAGCGUUUUUGGUUCUUGGAGACGGUGGCAAGGAUGCCGUACUUCUCGUACCUUUCGAUGCUGUUUCUGUAUGAGACACUGGGUUGGUGGAGUGGUGCUGCUGAAGUCAGGAAAGUUCACUUCGCUGAGGAGUACAAUGAGAUGCAGCACUUGCGGAUCAUGGAGUCGCUAGGAGGAGACACGCGCUGGUCCGACCGUUUCUUGGCCAGACACGCCGCCAUCAUCUACUUCUCCGUGCUGAUACUGGGGUAUCUGGUGUCACCCUUCUUGGCGUACAACUUCAGCGAGCUCAUCGAGAGCCACGCCGUGGACACCUACACGGAAUUCGCCGAAGCCAACGAGGAGCUUCUAAAGAGCCUGCCGCCUACUCCACAGGCGUUGGACUACUACCACGGGGGAGACAUGUACCUUUUCGACGAGUUCCAGACCAGUCGGCCUGCUUUCAGCCGCCGACCGAGAAUUCAAAACCUUUACGACGUCUUCAGCUGCAUCCGCGACGACGAGUUGGAACACGUCAAGACGAUGUUCGCCUGCGAGCGGGGCACAGGCGCCCUGCCCUCCCCCAACGCAGCCGCGGCGACCCCGCGCUGGGCCCAAGACGCCACACCCACCAUGCCCAAUGCCACCGCCCCCAACAUCCGCCGGAAUACGGUCAAGAGAGCGGAGACCGAUGACGCCGGCGGCGGGGGUCGCAGCGGCGGUUCGGACAAGCUGAGAACGGACAUUGCCCGGAAAACCCCGCUGGAGGCGUUUACGGCCGCGUUCAACCCGCUCAGGGACCUGGUCAAGGCCGUCGAGAAGCGUGACGUCACGGAGAAGUUGCGGCGGGGAAGAGACAACGGCGGGGAGCAAGGCACAGAUUCGGCCGUAGGGGCACGGGGAGGAGAAGAGGAGAAGAUCGACGUGUCGGCCUCACGAAAGGAGCCGGAGGAAAAGCAAGAUUCGUAG
Ectocarpus siliculosus is the source of this 1956-nucleotide messenger RNA. The record is from the annotation of a GenBank genome assembly. NCBI's taxonomy places the organism in Eukaryota, Phaeophyceae, Ectocarpales, Ectocarpaceae.